AUGUACAACAAAAUAUUAAGUUACUUUACAACUAUUACAGAGACAAACCAAUUAGUUGUUUAUGACGAUGAUGAUGAUGGCACUGUAGUGGUUGGAGGAGGAGAAUGUUAUUUGCCCGAAAAGUUACCAAACUUGAUCUUAUUAAAGAUCAUUCAAUCGAUUGACAACAAUGUAGAUUUAAUAUGUCUAUUGCUGACUUGUAAAAGGUUAUACUAUAACAUUAGACAGCAGUAUAGUAAUACUCUACAAUUCAGACAUAUAAGAUACCUAUUCAAACACGUCACCGUGGACAAAUCAUUGAUCAAGUCAAUCAAGAGUUUUAAUCUACGCUCAUUCAAAAGUCUAUUCAACAACUCACUAUCAAAUCAAAUAGUAUUGUCUAACGAUCAAGAUAAAUUACCAUCACUCAAUACUCAUCUUAUAAAUAAUAAUAAUAAUAAUAAUAAUAAUAAUAAUAAUAAUAAUAAUAAUAAUAAUGACAACAACAACAACAACUCAACACCAACACAAUUAUCUCUAUUAGAUAAUGUAAAUCAAUUAAAAUGUAUACCAUCAAAUACAACAACACUAAUUCUUCCAUCACCUAUUCAAUCACCAAUACCAUCAACACUAUUACAAGGUGUUGAUAACCUUCAACAUCUCUCAAUAAGGGAUUAUUUGGUACCACCAGAAGAAGAAGAAGAAGAGAGUGAGAGUCAGUCACAGACAAAAUUCAAACUACCAGAUACUCUUUUAUCUUUGUAUCUAUUUUGUAGAGACCCAUCUGUCUUUGGGUCGUUACCAUCACGACUCGAGUCUUUGAGACUGUAUGGUACAUCAUUUAAUGCGCCGUGGCCAUUAGAUACUCUUGGUCUUGAAAAACUAGAGUCAUUAAAGGAGUUGCAUGCACUCUCUGUCAUUUUCAGUCAGUCGCCACGAGGCCCCUUUUUACCAAGUUCAUUGACCUCUCUAAAUAUUGAUAUAUUCCAAGAACCACCCAACACCUUGUUCGAGCCAUUGGUAUCGUUGGUCGAUCUCACUCUCACUGCCAAUAUUGAUGAUCCUGACAACUGUACACUCGAUCUCACCAAUCUACAUGCUCUAGAGACAUUCACCUUUUCACCGGCAGGUGAGGUUAUACUAAGUAGCUCACUCUUUAAACUACCAAUGACAUCAUCAUUAAAGACACUUCAUAUUUGGAAUCAACUCGGUAUAACCAAUGUAACAACAAGGUUCUUUCCAACAACUCUCACCAAUUUAGUCGUAUCGGCAAGAUUCAUUGAUUUCGGUAAAGUUGUAUUACCACAGUCUUUACAAACCCUGACUCUUCAUCAAUGUGAGAGUCCAAUCCCCGUUGGCUGUAUUCCCGGGAAUGUACACACCCUAGAACUCUCUUGUUCAUUGCAAAAUCGAGAUGUUGAAUUGUUGGAAGGAUCGAUACCUGGGUCUGUCGAGAAGCUAGUAUUACUCAAUUUCAUUGGAUCCAUCACAGCUAGACAUUUACCAGAUUCUAUCAAACAUUUGCUGUGGGAUAGAGAAACUGGUGCAAAUACAGUGUUACCAACGAAAUUAGAGAAAUUGGUUUGGUUACAAACAAUUACACCUUUUGUUCAUCCCAUAGUCUAUCCACCAACCAUUCAAAUGAUUGAUUAUUCUAGAGUCCGUGCUGGGUACCAAUUGACCAGUAUCCCAUCAACUCUUACUCGUCUUGAUGUCAAUCUACAAAAUAGUACUACUAUUCUAGGCAUUCAUAUUUUCUCGAUUUUACAUAUUACCAAAAAUAUCAAAAAUAAUAAUAAUAAUACUCCUCUUAGAAUAUUCCCAGCUAGUUUGGUAAAAUUAAACAUUACAAUGGAAUAUUCGGUAACCCAUACAAUGGAUACAAAGUUUAGUUUUAGAUUGGAUGAAGUAAUCAAUCAAACAAAUGUACAAAAACUAUCAAUUAGUCGAUUUUCAGUGCCAUGGUUUAAAGCAACUAUUAAAAGAUUGGAAAAGGAUAAUUCAAGAGUAUUAAUAGUUGACAACAAAUCUUUAUUUGGUGGUAUCAUUCAUCAAUCGAUAAACAAAAACUAUGCUCCUAUUUAUCUUCAAAACAGUAAAGUAAAUCAUGUACCUUGUUGGAGUUAUUCUCUAAUUUUAGAGGAAGAAGAAAGAAGGAUAAUGAUAGAACAAUUUCCCAAUACUAUUAUAUUACAUAUCAUCAAAUCAGUUGACAACAAUGUAGAUUUAAUAUGUCUAUUGCUGACUUGUAAAAAGUUAUUCUAUAACAUUAGACAGCAGUAUAGUAGUACUCUACAAUUCGACUUUAAGAAUAUUAUAUACUUUUAUGAAGGUUCAAUCUCUAUUCCAAAUGAAUGGUUGGUCAAGUCAAUCAAGAGUUUUAAUCUACAAUCAUUUAAAAGUCUAUUCAAGAAUGCACGAUCAACCGAUCCCCGAAAAUUACAUGGUAUAAUAGUUCCACCACCAUCAACAACAACCUCUAUAAAUAUUUCAACACGGCUAGAUACACCACUACCAUCAACUCUAUUUCAAGGUAUUGAUAAUCUUCAAAACCUAUCCAUUUCAACUGAAUACGAAUCUGAAGAGAGAGUAUGUUCCAAGUUACCAGAUACACUCAAAUCAUUUGCAAUGGAUUACAAGUAUCCAAGUUGUAUUGAAGGAGGUGAUGUGUUUCCAUUGGGAUUAAGGAUAUUGCAAUUACGUGGAAAUGAAGAUGAUUUAUCAACAUCACUAGACUCUCUUGGUCUAGAGAAACUAAAGGUACUUACAUAUCUGUCUAUUAAACAUGUUGUCAUCACUUCCUCCCCUUUCUCCUCCUCAUCCAUUUUACCAAGUUCAUUGACAUCACUUGAUAUUGCAAUUAGAGGUAAUGUCCCUUCCAACCUUUGCCAAUCACUCGUAUCACUUAAAUACCUCACUAUCAGCCUUUAUGAAAAUGGAGACAUGUUGUAUUUGGAUCUCGCACAUCUCUGUGUACUCGAGUCAUUUUCAAUGUUUUCAAGAUCGAUAUCAACACAAUUGCUUGGACUAGAUGCUACCAUCCAGUUUCCUCUAUCGUCGUCUCUCACAUCCAUCUAUAUCGAAACUAAUUUCAAGUUGUCGAAUCUUUCAACACAAUCUUUCCCAACAACUUUACAGGAUCUUGAUAUGUAUUUUGGACCAACCGAUUAUAAGACGGUAGAGUUACCAAAAUCUCUCACCAUACUCAGUCUCUUGCGUUGUCAAGUCCCAAUACCAGUUGGAUAUAUUCCAAAUAGUGUAAAGACAUUAUCAAUCGUAUCUUAUGAUUCUCUGGUUGAAAUAUUGCCGGGAUCUAUACCAUCGUCAGUAGAGACUCUUACCCUACGCGGAUAUGAAGGACCAACAACAACAGAGUAUCUACCAGAUUCCAUCAAAUCGUUGACUUGGGAUCGAAAGACUGAUACUCAAACACUUCCAUCAACAUUGGAGAAAUUGUGUUGGGAUGUUUUGCUUGAUAAAUAUAGUCCAAAUAUAUCUUGUGUGUUUCCAUCAACCAUUCAAAAUAUUGAUUACGCUGGUAUCGUCACAUUCCCUCUCCCACCUUCACUCACCAGUCUAUCAUGUCAAUUUGAUCAAACUUGUCUCAUUGAUAAUUUAUAUUAUUCAAUUUCAAAGUUUAACUAUCAACAACAACAACAACAAGGAAAAGAAGACAGUCUAUUACUACUACCGUUGAAUUUAAGAAAACUAAAAAUUAAUAUCGAUGGUAUUAAAGAUCAAAAUAAUAGUAAGUUUAGUUUUAGAUUGGAUCAAGUGAUCAAUCAAACAAAUAUUGAAAAACUAUCGAUUGUUUUAAAUGGAAGGUUAUGGUUUAUAGCAACUAUUUUAAAAUUGGAAAAGGAUAAUUCAUCGGUAUUACUAGUGGACAACAAAUCUUUGUUUGGUGGUAUCAUUUAUCAAACAAAAGAUUCAAAUAAUAAUUACAAAUAUGCUCCUAUUUAUCUUCAUAAUAGUAAAGAAAAUAAUAUACCCUAUUGGAGUCAUACGAUAAUGAUAGAACAACUUCCCAAUACUAUCAUAUUAAAUGUUAUUAAAGAGGUUGAAAACAAUGUAGAUUUAAUAUGUCUAUUGCUGACUUGUAAAAGGUUAUACUAUAACAUUAGACAACAGUAUAGUAGUACUCUACACUUUAAACAUAUAAGAUACUAUCGAUCCAAAGGAAACAAUCAACCAAUUCAAUCGUUGUUCAGUUUUAGUUUACACUCAUUUAAGCAUCUAUUCAACAAUGCUCUAUCAAAUCAAAUAGUAGUGUCUGAUAAUCAAAAUAAACCAUCAUUCAAUAACAACAACGAUAACAACAACAACAAGUCAACACCACUACCUGAUAACAUAACAAUAUUUAUAACAACAAACAAGUUUAAUGAUAUCAUACUACCAUCAACAACAACAUCUAUUGAUAUUAAAUCUCAUGUAGAACAACCAAUACCAUCAACACUAUUAGAAGGUAUUGAUAAUCUUCAACAUUUGACCUUCUCGUCUCAAUACUCAUCACUAGAGAGAAUAUGCAAACUACCAGAUACACUCAAAUCAUUUUCGAUUUAUUACAAAUGGCCAUGUUGUAUUGAAGAAGAAGGUGAUGAUGCGUUUCCAUUAGGAUUAGAGACACUAUCAUUAACAUCCAGGGUCUUAAAUCCUUUACCAAUAUCACUAGACUCUCUUGGUCUCGAGAAACUCAAAUCACUCAAAUCAUUAACUAUUUCAGUCAUCGAAAGCCCUUCCCUAUCUCCAUCCUCUUCUUUCUUUUUACCAAAUUCAUUAACAUCACUUGAUAUUGGAUUUCUAGGUGUUGUCCCUUCCAACCUAUUCCAAUCACUAGUGUCUCUUGAAUAUCUUUACUUGAGUCAACAUGAAAAUGAGAGUCCAUCUCCCAUGGCCUUGGAUCUCACCCAUCUCCAUCGUCUCAAUACCUUUUCACUCGCUCCACAAACCAGUCAUUUAUUUGAUAUUUCCUUUAUCAAAUUACCUCUAUCAUCGUCUCUUCAACAUAUCAAUAUCUCCAACCAUUACCAAAUAUCCAACCUUUCAACAGAAUUCUUCCCAACUACUCUGACAAGCCUAGAUAUGUUCAUUGGUCCAACCGAUUAUGAAACAGUCAAAUUACCAAAGUCACUCACACAACUCAACGUCCAAUGUCAAGCUGCGAUACCAGUUGGAUGGAUUCCAAAUAGAUCAAUACCAUUGUCAGUAGAGACUUUAUCUCUUUUCGGAUUCGAUGGACCAACAACAUCAGAGUAUCUACCAGAUUCCAUUAAAUCAUUGACCUGGGAUAGACUGAGCAAAAAUACAACUACAACACUCCCGUCGAAUUUGGAGAAAUUGGUUUGGAGUAAUAUACCUAAAAAUAUAUCUUGUGUGUUUCCACCAACCAUUCAACAUAUUAAAUGCGCUGGUAUCAUCACAUUCCCACUCCCACCUUCACUCAUCAGUCUAUCAUGUCAAUUUGAUCAAACUUACCUAGUAGAUAAUUCAUAUUAUUCAAUUUCAAAAUUCAACUAUCAAGAAAAAGAAAAGGAAGGUCUAAUAUUACUACCAUCAAAUUUAAGAAAACUAAAAAUCAAUGGAAGAGGUUCAAAGUUUAAUUUUAGAUUGGAUCAAGUAAUCAAUCAAACAAAUAUUGAAAAAUUAUCAAUUAUUCGAUAUGGAAUGAUAUGGUUUAAAGUUACAAUUAAAAGAUUGGAAAAGGAUAAUUCAAAAGUAUUAAUUGUAGAUAACAAAUCUUUGUUUGGUGGUAUCAUUUAUCAAUCAAGAGAUUCAAAUAAUGACAAUAAUAAUAAUAAUGAAUAUGCUCCUAUUUAUCUUUACAACAGUAAAUUAAAUCAUUUACCAUCUUGGAGUCAUACUCUACCUAUCAAUUAA
Messenger RNA from Cavenderia fasciculata, 5856 nucleotides. RefSeq lists its product as uncharacterized. The transcript has 4 exons. Lineage: Eukaryota; Evosea; Eumycetozoa; Acytosteliales; Cavenderiaceae. Bases 1 to 5856 code for a protein of 1951 amino acids. The record is from RefSeq and is a predicted model, not a curated record.